This is a messenger RNA of Neolamprologus brichardi, 2110 nucleotides long. The record is from RefSeq and is a predicted model, not a curated record. Lineage: Eukaryota; Metazoa; Chordata; Actinopteri; Cichliformes; Cichlidae.
AUGGGUGAACUGGGACAAAAGAGGAGAGGCAGCCAGGUUUGGCAGAUAGGCAGACGGACAGACGACAGGACGGAUACACGGGUGGGGGCUGUGCUAGGCGGCUCGGCGGCAGGCUGGUGGAAGAUGUCGUUAGGAGCCGGCGGGAGGGGCGGAAGGCGGCUCAGGGGGAUAGCAAGCAGUGGGGGUGGAGGAGGGAGAGGUGGAGCGGGAGAGGCGGAGGAAGGUCCUGUGGGGAUCCCUUUCCCUGAACACAGCGCAGACAUACUGGGCAGCCUGAACAAGCAGCGGCUCAGCGGGCUGCUGUGUGACGUGCUCCUGGUUUCCCAAGAUCGGGAGUUCCCAGCUCACCGCUCCGUCCUGGCGUCCUGCAGCACCUACUUCCACAAGCUCUUCACGUCAGGGGUAGCCGCCGACCAACAGAACAUCUACAACAUCGACUUUGUGGCAGCGGAGGCUCUGGGAGCUUUGCUGGACUUUGCCUACACGGCCACGCUGACAGUCAGUCACAGCAGUGUGGCUGAGAUCCUUGCUGCUGCACGUCUCCUGGAAAUCCCACCUGUCCAGGAUGUCUGUACACACCUGCUGGACACCAAAGUGCUCUCCCCGCCGGCGGGCAGUGAGCGAAAAGAUGAGGGUGAAGAUGAGGAUGGGAAAGGCAAAGGAGGAAGGGAGCAGGGGAACCGGGUGCGGGCCCGAGAGUAUCUGGAGUACUUCCAGAGAGGGGCACAUUGGAGCAGCAGCUGCAGCACGCCGGAGCUCAGGGACCUGCCCACCGCACACCUGCACUUUAAUCAUGGUAACGGGGGCACCCCCAGCAACGGGGCCCCUGUUGGCCCCAGCGAGUACUACUCCCCCUUGGCCCUCGCCUUGUCCCAGGUCCCUAAACAGGAACCAGAGGAAGAAGACGACGAUGAGGAUGAAGAUGAGGAUGGGGACGCGGUGCAGGGUAACGGAGGAACCCUGGGGUCCUCAUACUACCCUCCGUCCCAAAACGGACACUUCUACCUCCCUCACAAUUCUAGGCUGGGGCAGGAGCCCGAAACGGAGGACGCUUGUAGGGAGGCGAUGAUAACGGAGAGGGGUUCAGCAAGUGCCCUCCUGCAGCAGAUGAUGGACUCCAUCGAGAGGCAGAAAGAGCGUGCUACGACCGGUGAGGACCAGGGAGAUGGCGAUGACCCUGACAUGGAAUUUUACUUGAAUUAUUUUAGCAGUACACAGCACGAAGAUACAGCGUCAUCCGCUGUAACGCAGGGAGUGCCAUCACUCUGGUUAUCAAGAGGCAGUACAGCCCAAGACAGAGUAGGAGCAGAGAGGGGGGUUGGAGAGAGAGCCAGUGGGGGUGGAGGAGAACGGAAGAUGCGCUCCAAGGCCUUCCAGAAGUGCCCCAUAUGCUCCAAGGUCAUUCAAGGGGCAGGCAAGCUCCCGCGUCACAUCAGAACGCACACGGGAGAGAAACCCUACGAAUGCGCCAUCUGCAAAGUGCGCUUUACCAGGCAGGACAAGCUCAAGGUUCAUAUGCGGAAGCAUACAGGAGAGAAGCCUUACCUGUGUACACAAUGUGGAGCUGCCUUUGCUCACAACUACGACCUGAAGAACCACAUGCGUGUACACACCGGCCUGCGCCCCUAUCAGUGCUCGAGCUGCUUUAAGACUUUUGUGCGCUCGGAUCACCUGCACCGCCACCUCAAGAAGGACGGCUGCAACGGCAUCCCCUCCCGUCGAGGCCGGAAACCUCGCGUGAGAGAGCCAGGGCUCCUCGAGGCCCCCGCGGGCCUGCUUAGCCCCGGAUCCGACACCGGCCCCGGGUCUCAUACCAUCAGGGGAAGGCGGCGAUCGGAGUCGACCUCGGCAGCGGAGGUGGAGGUUGCUGCUGGAGCACACGCACACAGUCCUCAGCUGCAGGAGCUAGCAGGGGAGGCAGGGCCCUGAGACUGCAGGGAAGACAAGGACACUGCUGGACACCAUAGUCACUCUGCACCGCCUGUGAGACAGGCCAAUGAACAGACAGGAGUAAAAGAUGCAAAGGCAAUUUAAAAAAAACUACAAAAAAAAAAAACUACAACAAACAACUAACUAUUCCUCUAUAAACCAAAUCAGGGUGUCACAAAAA